GCUCCGGCCGGCGGCGGGAUAAACACCUGAACUUCGCUGAACUGCGAGGCGGAGACGCGGGUGGUGGGGCGGACGAGGCCGGCUUCUCGGCGGACAGCAAGGGCAGCGUUUCUGGGGUGUCAGCCAGAACAUGUCUUCCAACCUGAAAUCGGCAAAGGAGUUUCUUGUUUUCUUGGGAAAGUCACUGUUGAGCAUUCUGGAGAGUAUGAUUUUAGCCAUAAUCCCAAGGCCGCGAAAGAAUGUCGCUGGUGAGAUCGUCCUCAUAACAGGUGCCGGCAGUGGACUUGGAAGGCUCCUAGCCUUGCAGUUUGCCCGCCUGGGCUCUGUGCUUGUUCUCUGGGAUGUCAACAAGGAGGGGAAUGAGGAGACAUGCCAAAUGGCUCUGAAUGCUGGAGCCACAAAAGUACACGCCUAUACCUGUGACUGCAGCCAGAGGGAAGAAGUAUAUAGAGUGGCUGAUCAGGUUAAAAAAGAGGUUGGCGAUGUUUCCAUCCUAAUCAACAAUGCCGGAAUCGUAACAGGCAAAACCUUCCUCGAAUGCCCAGAUGAGCAUAUGGAAAAGUCAUUUGAUGUGAAUUUCAAAGCACAUUUGUGGACUUAUAAAGCCUUUCUACCUGCUAUGAUUGCUAAUAACCAUGGACAUUUGGUUUGCAUUUCAAGUUCAGCUGGAUUAGUUGGAGUAAAUGGGCUAGCAGAUUAUUGUGCAAGUAAAUUUGCAGCUUUCGGUUUUGCAGAAUCUGUAUUUAUAGAGACUUUUGCCCAAAACCAAGAGGGGAUCAAAACCACAAUUGUAUGCCCAUUUUUUAUAAAAACUGGAAUGUUUGAAGGUUGUGCUACUAGGUGUCCUACUCUGUUGCCAAUUCUGGAACCAGAAUAUGCAGUCAGAAAAAUAGUAGAUGCUAUUCUGCAAGAAAGAGUGUACUUAUAUAUGCCAAAGUUUUUAUACUUCAUGAUGUUUUUAAAAAGUUUCUUGCCCAUCAAGACGGGACUGCUUAUAUGUGACUACAUGGGCAUCUUCCAUGUAAUGGAUGGCUUCACUGGCCAAAAGAAGAAAGCCUAAAGAGAAACUCCAUGGCUGAUGUCAUCUGAUACCUAACAUUAUUUAAUGCUUAUAUCAAAGAAGAAAAGUACUUUUUUCUGGCAAUAGAAUACAUCUGGAGACCACAAGCACCAUUUGAAUUCUGCUAUCUGGACUAGAAAGUUUAACCACUGUCUGAAAAUGAUGUUGCUGUCUCCUUUUCUGUUGAGUUUUGGUUUUGGCUUGUUUGUUUUCAAAACUAAAGACAGACAGCUCGGUUUUGUUGUUUUCAUUUGCAAC
Molecule: messenger RNA, 1318 nt
Organism: Lepus europaeus (European hare)
Lineage: Eukaryota; Metazoa; Chordata; Mammalia; Lagomorpha; Leporidae
Gene: SDR16C5
Product: short chain dehydrogenase/reductase family 16C member 5
Exons: 7
Coding region: 131-1060 (309 amino acids)
Biological process (GO): retinol metabolic process; retinal metabolic process
Cellular component (GO): lipid droplet
Molecular function (GO): all-trans-retinol dehydrogenase (NAD+) activity
Source: RefSeq, a predicted model, not a curated record